AUGAUCCAAAGCGGUGAUGCCCAGCCGCAGAUCGAAUUAUGUCCAAUCAACCAAGAUGGGGCGGACGGCGCUGUCAAUAACACGGAAAAGAUUUCUGCGAAUGUACACGCGGCCAACGAAUUAGCCGAUGAAGGGGGUUCUAUCGCAGAAACAAGAGAGAAAAGGCCUCUCAACUUUUACCUCGCCUUUUUGGCCAUCAAUAUCGUUGUCUUUAUCUUUUCUCUCGAUUCUACUGGCCUCUCAGUGGCAAUACCGUCUAUUGCAGAGCAACUUCAUGGCACGACCUUACAAUCAUUCUGGGCUGGCAUUGCCUUCCUCCUUGCCACCGUCAUCACGCAGCCACUAUACACAAGCUUAUCCGACAUCUAUGGCCGCAAAGGCCUAUUCCAACUUGCCUUUUUCUUCUUUGCCGUUGGAUCCAUUGUGUUCGGAUUAGCACCUAAUAUGCCAGCAAUUAUCGUCGGACGCCUGCUUCAGGGCUUGGGAGGUGGAGGCUUGGACGUCCUCGGCGAGAUCAUUGUCACUGAUAUGACCGUGCUGAAAGAGCGACCGACGUAUCUUGGAAUUAUGGCUAUUCCGACCGCGGUGGGAAGCAUUCUCGGUCCAUCUCUUGGAGCAAUCUUCUGCCAAUAUGCUUCCUGGAGAUGGAUUGGCUGGAUAAACCUUCCAUGCCUUGGUGUGGCGUACCCUCUCGUGCUCUUUUGCCUCAAGCUAAAGAGGAUAGACACCCCUUUGAUACAGAGGACGAAACAACUUGACUGGAUAGGCAUUGCUCUUUUUACAUCAUCUUGCACAUUGUUCGUCCUGCCAUUGAGCUGGGCGGGAACGCUUUAUCCAUGGAGCUCAUGGAAGACUCUGUUUCCGUUCCUGAUUGGGACCUUUGGUCUUAUUGUAUUCGCUUGGUACGAAUCCAAACCUCUAAAGCCCAUCAUUCCGCACCGCCUUUUCUAUCCACGAACUGCAUCGGCUACACUUAUCGGGACCUUUUUCCAUGGAAUGAUACUGUUUUCUCUGAUGCAAUACCUUCCUUUCUUCUACCAAGCCGUCAAGAAUGAAACUCUCAUCCAUACUGCAUUGACCCUACUUCCGACAAGUGUUGCUAGUGUUCUAGCUGCUGGGUCGUCCGCUGCAUUGGUCGGCCCCCUCAAGGGUUACAGAUGGAGCAUCUGGAUCUCUUGGUUCCUUGUGACUCUUGGAACAGGACUGCUAGCUCUACUCAGCGUAUCUUCAUCCACGGCCAUGGGUUUCGGCAUUCCCAUUAUGUGGGGAUGGGGUGUCGGCGCUCUUCUGCGGGUGCCUCAGCUCCCGAUACAAGCCAGUGUGGCCAACAUUGAUGAUACUGGGCUUGUAAUUGGCCUCAUGAUGUUUCUUCGAUUGCUUGGUGGGCUCGUUGGCCUGGCUAUUAGCUCCACCAUAUUCAGCAAUGUCUUUGAGCCGUCCAUUUCCCAGAUUAUCCCAUAUUUGCCAGCAGAGCUCCAACAACUCGGGGACGCAAACAUGGCGAUUGGAUUUAUUCCAAAAUUGAGAACGCUAGAUAUACCAGCUGAAUCACUCCUGGUCAUUCAGAAAACAUAUUCGGAUGCAUUCAGAGCCAUAUUCUUCGCCAUGACGGGAGCUAGCGGCUUAGGUCUACUGAGUUCUCUUGGCACAGAAGAGUUGACUCUUGACAAGGAAGAACGCGGCCAGCAGCAAUUUGAUUCCACUUAA
Trichoderma harzianum CBS 226.95 is the source of this 1707-nucleotide messenger RNA. RefSeq lists its product as hypothetical. NCBI's taxonomy places the organism in Eukaryota, Fungi, Ascomycota, Sordariomycetes, Hypocreales, Hypocreaceae. The transcript is spliced from 2 exons. The coding region runs from base 1 to 1707 and encodes 568 amino acids. The record is from RefSeq and is a predicted model, not a curated record. Gene Ontology annotation, biological process: transmembrane transport. Gene Ontology annotation, molecular function: transmembrane transporter activity.